This is a messenger RNA of Pyricularia grisea, 1704 nucleotides long. RefSeq lists its product as uncharacterized. The coding region runs from base 1 to 1704 and encodes 567 amino acids. Gene Ontology annotation, biological process: transmembrane transport. Gene Ontology annotation, molecular function: transmembrane transporter activity. The transcript is spliced from 2 exons. NCBI's taxonomy places the organism in Eukaryota, Fungi, Ascomycota, Sordariomycetes, Magnaporthales, Pyriculariaceae. The record is from RefSeq and is a predicted model, not a curated record. Gene Ontology annotation, cellular component: membrane.
AUGACACAAAAAGCCCCAUUUACGUCUUCGGGCACGGAGAAGCCCGUCGACGUUCAUGCCACGGUGUCCCAGCCAACGACGUCGGAUGUGGAAGACGUGGCGGAGCCCACCCAGCCAACCAAGGGCUUCCGGUUCUGGGUCGUCAUUGCCGCCCUCGCCGCCGGCAAGCUGAUGCUUUCCAUCGAAACCACAAUCGUGUCCACUGCAAUGCCGACCAUCGCGAGCGCGCUGAACAUGGGUGGCGAGUAUGUAUGGGCGUCUAACGGGGCGGCGCUGGCUAGCGCAGCAAUAGCCCCACCCAUGGGCCAACUAGCCGACCUCUUUGGUCGCCGCAUACCCACCGUUCUCUCAUUCCUCAUCUUUGUGGCUGGCGGUAUCCUCUCCGGCGCCGCAGAGUCCCCCGCCCAUUUGAUCGCCGGUCGGAUCAUUCAGGGGCUGGGCUCGGGCGGCAUCAACGUCAUGGCGGCCAUCGUCGUGUCGGACCUGGUCCCAGUCCGCUCCCGCGGCAUGUACAUGGCCAUCAUUCUGGCCGCGUACCUGCUCGGCGCCACCAGCGGCCCGCUGCUCGGGGGCGUGCUGGCACAGGCCGGGAUCUGGCGCUGGGUGUUUUGGCUGCCGGUGCCGUUUGGCGUGGUCGGUAUGGUGCUGCUGGCUUUUUGCCUGAAAGGAGGCGUCAGGGAUGCCGACGUCGGCUGGCGCGAGAAGCUUAAGAGGGUCGACUACGCCGGUAAUACCAUCCUGACCGCCGCCACCGCAUCGAUGCUUUACGCCGUCACUUACGCCGGCGCGGAACGCCCGUGGUCGGACGCCCGCAUCAUCGGCCCCCUGGUUGCUGGCGUCGUGGGUCUGGGACUGUUCGUUUUGCUGCAGCAUCGCCUCGCCGGGAGCGAGACCGUCCAGCCCGUUAUGCCGCUGAGGUUGGUGACGCACCGCGCGGGCGCGACCCUCGCUAUCGGUGCUUUUAUUAGCAGCCUCCUCAGCGGCUGGGUCAAUUUUUUGCUGCCCGUCUACUUCCAGGGCGUCCUGGCCUCGACGCCUUCCCGCGCCGGCGUGCAGAUGCUGCCUGUGGUCACUGUGGCCGUGCCCGCCAGCAUCUGCGCGGUGGUCCUGGUGAGCCGGGUGGGCCGGUAUAAGCUCCUGCACGUGGCCGGGUUCGCGGCCAUAUGCGUCGCGGUCGGCCUGUUCAGCAUCUUAAAGAGCACCUCGGGCGACGGCGAGUGGGUCGGGUACGAGGUGAUCUUCUCGCUGGGCCUGGGCUUGGUCAUCAACACCCUCCUGCCGGCGUUCCAGGGCGCGGUGGCCGAGGACGACCAGGCCAUGGCGACUAGCGCGUUUACGUUUGUACAGAGUCUCGCCCUCAUCUGGAGCGUGACCGUCCCGGCUGCCGUCUUCAAUGGCCGGUUCGACGCGCUAUCGGGUUCCAUCACGAACCAGGAAGUCAGGUCGCAGCUUGGCGGCGGGAGGGCAUACGGGUCUGCAACACGGGCCUUUUUGACGCAGCUGGAUGACAGGACCAGGGCAGAAGUGGUUGGUGUUUUCCAAGCUGCGAUCACCUGGGUCUGGUAUGUUGCGAUUGCGGUUGCCGGAUUCGGAGUCCUGAUGGCUUGCGCCGAGAAGGAGAUUGUGCUGCGGGAGAAGCUGGAGACGGACUUUGCACUUGAGCAAGUAAAUGUCACUAAAGAGGAGCACAGGAUUGGUAAAUAG